Molecule: messenger RNA, 8457 nt
Organism: Porites evermanni
Lineage: Eukaryota; Metazoa; Cnidaria; Anthozoa; Scleractinia; Poritidae
Source: the annotation of a GenBank genome assembly
AUGCUUAGUUUAUUAAUGUUACUGCUGGCCAUUAUGACUGCCGUGACGGCAACCGGCGGCAACAAACAGUCCGCACAAACCACGGUAAGCUCGUUUAGAAAACUUUUUAUAAAAUUUUUCAGGGGCGUAGCGUGAGACUUUGUAGGUGUAGGCACGCGGGGAAGGAAAGUUGUAGUGCCGAAGGCGGCCCACCGUAGGUAAGUCUCGGAAAUGCCACUUUCAGCGUUUUCUGCAGGAUAUUUUCAGUAGAUUUAUACUUAGGAAAAGCAAUUAGUUGUGUAUUUUUCCUAACUCUAGUGUUGUCGGUAAGGUACAGUGUUUACGGGAAAAAAAGGCCAGUGACGUCAUCAGAAUUAUGGAAAAAUAAAAGACAUACAUACUAACACAACAUACAUACUAACACAAGGAUUCGGUAGUGGCGAAAAAUGUAUCAUUCAUUCCGAUUUAAUAAUAAAAAAAUGCUUUUUCAGGAAAUAAAAAUAUAUUUGUAUUAUACCAAGUCAUUUCACAUGAGAUAAUUUUCUUGAGCGCGACCAAGAGUUGUACGUGGUGGCGUACUGGUCUAAAGGGGCGAGCACAUGGUAAAGCACGGUUAAAAACUAUGACACCUGGAACGCCCUAGAUUCUGAUUGGUUAGAAACCAGAUACGUUCCAUACCUGCCGUGUGAACCUGAGGAAGUAAGUGCAUUGUCAUAAAAUCCCAUUAUGAUGACGUCAUAAUGUUGUCUUUUUUUUCAUAUUUUAGCUGUACAUGUCCGCACGGGCGUAUGUGAUUAUAUGGACGCGCGGACGCUAUGCCCCUGACAUUUGACAAUAGGGAGCUUAAGCAACGAUGACGGCGACGUCAACGAGAACGGCAAAAAAGCAAAAGGUUUAGAUUGGCAAAACAACAACUUUGCCCUUGCAUCACGCUUUAAUUUGUACAUUUCUUUGCCGUCACUGCACGACUACGACGUGAAAAUGCCUAAUUUCAAAUUUUGUGGAGGACUUAAACACAAGACAAGGACUCUCUCUUUCUUUUCCUGACCUUUGAUGCAGAGUUUUAGAAUUAAACUCCAGAAAUAGUUGCCAACAUUUGACGAAACAAACAAGAUGAAAUAAACGCGAUAAAGUUUAACGCAUCGCGACUCCUCUUCUUAAGUGACUUUUUCGUAGCCGUCGCCUUCGUUGUUGCUUAAGCUCCCUAAUAAAGCUAUGAGAGGUGAAGAUAACACCUAUUUAACCCGGAGUAGUCAAGUGAUACAAAUAGGUAUCGAUUUUUCAAUCGAUAAAUCAAUAAAAAUCGGUAAAUCUGAUUUGAUUAAUGUCAAUCGGUAGAAAUCGCUGACACACUCGUUUCCCUUAUCGAUUUAUUUUGAUUUUUACCGAUUUGAUCGAUUCAUAUCGGAAGAAACAUCUGUUCAUCAGUUCAUUAAACCUGAAUUCACGCAAAUAGUAAAUUUAUUGACAAUUGAGUGGCAAUUAAGAGUCGAAGGAUCAAACAUCUAUCACUAUAUUGUUGAUCAAACAUUAUCACUUAUAGAGAAAUCUUUCCUUUAAAACCAGGUUUAAAAUCUUCUUCUGAUGGCUAAUAUUGGUCAAGCCGUUGUAGGCGUCCAGUUUUUCAGAUCUACCACCCUUUCAAAAUAACGUGGGUGUAUAGAUCCGGGUGCAGUUACAUCCUGGAGGACCCGUACGACCCCGAGUAGUCAAUGGGUAAAAAUCGAAAUCGAUAAAAUCGUUAAGAAUCAAGUGAUUUUUAUCGAUUGAUAGCCGAAAACGGUGAAAAUAUAUCGCGGAAAAUCUUUGAGCCUGAAUCCGACUCGAAGGAAUGCCUGACAUUUACGCCUUUUUUUAUAAAGGGUUUUAGAGAGAAACUUGUGUGUAAUAGUUUCCACAUUUCUCAUUUUCAUGUUUGCUGAUCAGCUGGGUAACUCGUGGCUGUGUUUUCGUAGCUGUACUCAGUCUGACUCAUGCCAAAAAGAAAACAAUGGCGGACUUCCGUUAUAAAUCGUUAAAGCCUUAAAUAAUCGAUAAUAUCAAUUUGAUACAGCAAUUCAGUUCAUUAAUUUUCACCGAUUUCCGUUAUCAAUCGAUAAAAAUCACUUGAUUGCUACCGAUUUUUAUCGAUUGACUACUCCUGGUAUUUAAGUAGCAGCCAGGAAAAGCCAACAUAUGAAAAUGAAAAAUUUUCCACCUUUACUGAAUCUGAGACCUUAGGAAAUUCAAAGUUUCAGAUGCACAUUAGUUCGUUGGACAAAAAUUUUUCUGGAGAUAAGGUAAGCUAUUAAUAGCUGUUUCUACUAAAAGUACACAUACCGGCCUUUCUGUCUUUCAGCUCUUUGCGAACUAAAGCUAAAUACAAUCAGGAUCAAUCAGUCGCAGGAUAAGAUAUAUUUUUAAUAAUUUUUUAUAUUUUCUUGUUUGAAACUAGCAGUCUCCAUCGUUUUGUUAUGGUGGUUGUGGCAUUCCCGGCAUGCCCGGCAAGCAUGGUACUCCUGGGGCACCAGGCCGCGACGGACGAGAAGGACGUGAUGGCCGUGAUGGAGCUAAAGGUGAUCAAGGAUUGCAGGGGAAGACUGGACCUCAGGGACCUCCUGGUGAUAAGGGACCUGCUGGUGUAAAGGGAGAGGAAGGGGCUAAAGGAGAACCUGGGGCCAAGGGUUCCUCGGGUCAGAAAGGGGAACCUGGUCCGAUGCCGUUUAAGAAUUGGAAAGAAUGCGUCUGGAAAAACUUGAAUGAUGGAAAGGACAAUGGUCUGAUCAAGGUGAGUCGUGCAUUUGCGAUUUAUCGGCAUACAAUUAUCAAAUUUACACACAAUAUAGAGCAUGCAGCAGCCAUUUUUCAGAAGGCCUUUUGCUUGCCUAGUGCAAAUACCAACAAACAGCUAUUGGCUUCUGGAAUGCUCUCUCAUAAGAGGACAUCCUCUAUAUAGGGGCCUAGUUACACACGUAAGUUUGUAUAAAUUCUGUCGGUAGAAUUUUGAGCGCAUAAGGUACUCUUUCCUUCAAUGUCAAUGGUUGGUUAUUAUCAAAACUUGAAAAAAAGACUUUUAUAGUAAUUGCAAAACAAGAUAAAUAUAGGAAUAAGAAAAUACCAUUUCAACUAAUCCGAGAAAAAUUAGGCGAUGAAUUCCUGCGUGGCAAAAUAUGUUUGAAAGGGAGGGGAGCGGGAUUCCGGGCGCGCGACAAGCGCGAAAGUCAGUCCCUCGCGCGCUGUCUCGCGCCGAGAUUCCCUUCCCCUUCUCUUACAAACGCCUGUCACCCAUGCUGUGCAAUGAGUUACAAUUUCGGCAUGCUUCAAUGAGAGCUAUGUAUGUCCUUGUUUCCUGUCAUAUUUUUAAAACUCAAAAUGCCCGAAGGCCUGAAAUUUAUUUCCCGGUAUCCAGUACAAUUUAGCUACUUACUUAUGUGGGGCAUAAAGACUGCAAAGAUCCAACGCUGUCCGAGCCUAAUUGCUCGCCUCUACCAAUUCCUUUUUUAAGGUUCUUCUUCAGGUCGUAUUUCAGUCUGCACGGUUGUUUUUCUCCAGUUUGUUCGCCCCUCCCCCCCUUGGGUAUGGGUGUAGGGUUAACUACUCCUCACCGUAAAAUCAUGGAUAAUAGAAAGACUGGAUAGGAAACUUAUGUCACGUGGGCCGAUUUCUUACCGCUGAUUGGUUGUUUCGUGCCGCGAGAUGGCGUUGGAUGGUUCCAUCAUAGUGGAAGUUUGUGACGAAACGAUGGCGAAAAUGUGGCGCAAACCAGUCGAAAUGUAGGGUUUGUUUGCCUGCAUGUUGUUCUUUUUCGGAGUUUUUAGUGCUGCUUUAAUUUUUGGUGUAUGUUUUUCCCUUCGUUUGUCGUGUUAUGGCGAUGGCAACCCUUCAAAGCCACACUUGAACCUUCGAGGUAAGCACUUCUUGUUGUUGUUUUGUGUUAUUUGUCCUUGUUUUUGAGAAAAUUGCGCCCCAAAAAUUCACCUUACCAGAGCCAUAUUUAGUACACUUGGCGACUGUUUUGGGACGCCUUUAUUAAGACGGUUCCUUCCUCUUUCUAUUCGUAACUACGACUGACAGAUCCUUCAAGGAUGGAAUUGUGGCAUAGGCAUAGUUACAGACUGAGUGCUGUUAUUUUCCAGCCAUACAUUUCGAUUGAAAAUGGCUGAAAUAAACUACAUUCGGAACUGGCCCCGAGCGAGUGUACGUACACGGUGUGUAAAGUUUCAAUCGACAGACUAGUUUGUGUUGAAAACUGUUUCGCUCAAGUAAUAUGCUAAUUGUUCGUAAAGCAAUAUGUUAAUUUCGGUCAUCUUUUAAUGUUGAAAUAACCUGCUAAAUUACAUAUUCAGUGAAUACAAUCGCCUCACGUCGCUCCUCGCAGCUUGUAUUCGAAGGCACUGAAGAGACUCGAAUAAGUUUUGUACUUUUCCCUUACAUAAACAAAUAAUUGUAUCAUGAAUGGGAAAACACCUACUAACAUUUUUUGGCCUCCGUUUGGGCUCCUAAACGUUGUUGUUAUUAUUUAAACAGUGUUUUAGUUUUCCUUUUGUUUGUCUUUAUUGUAGGAUUUGCUGAACACAUUUAGUCAUUAGAAUGAAGACAGUAUAAUUGUGGUCAAGUACUCUUCUGAGAGGGCACAAACCAAUCAAUCUUUCUGUAUUAAACAGCAACUUUUGUUAUGCAUGAGAGCCAGAAGGUGGCAUCUAAGUUUCCAACCAAAGAUGGACUUGAUAGCACUAUUAUUGUAUUCGUUUUUUUAGAGAUCAAAGCAACAAUGUACCUGUACCAAGAUGUAUUCUAAAUCAAAUUAAUAAAACAUAUACAUGUACUUGUUUGGGGUAUGAAUUUUUUUUUCAACAACAUGAUAAUCUGACCACAGACAGUCAAGUAUUUUUUCAAUCCCUCAUCCACUUACCUCAGACUAAACAAAAGCCCUGGAUGUUACUGUUUUUUUUUUAUAACCAGCUUCUUUUUUUUUUGGGAACAGUGUUUAUGUUUAUUUCAGAGGUGAUUUACAGUAUCCCCUAUCCAUGUCACUAACAUUACAAUACAAAAACUUUAACUUUGUUUCAUCCUAAAAAAAAAGGUCAGCAUCUCAAAGAUAAUAUGUUUCUAAGUUUUAUUAAGCCUUAUGGAAGACAAGUGUUUCCUCGUGAAAAAGAAGUGAAGGCCCUUCUAUUACACCAGGAGAGUUGUAUUCUAGUAGUUAACAAGUAACCGUUGUAUAUAACAUUUUUACAAGCGUUGCAGUUAGUUUUUUUAAAGACCUGACUAAAAAGUACCUUGGGUCAUUGUACAUUUAUACCUGAAAACAACAAAACAACUUGCUUUACGAUGAAAAUUGAGUUGAAAAAGUUAGAAACGGCGUUUCCACGGUGGUCCACAAGCAAAUUUACUUUCUCUGCUGUGAGCUUUUUAUCCCCGCUUUUUAUACAUUUCUCAGAUACGGCUUCUUGUCACUGGUUGUCCGUAAAUGAUUUGAAUAGAAAUUAAACACUUGUUUGAGUUGGGUACUUGAAACAUCAAGCCUCGACAGUUUUACCGCUAAUAAAAUCAUUUUGCCAAGGGUUAUUAACUUAUAAAAUUCGACACUCGAUGAGGUUUUCGAUAAAAGCAGAAAGGAAAUCGUGAAAACCGUGAUAAAAAGAGUUAAAAUAAUUUCCGGUGUUCUUGUGGUUUGUAGAAUAUUAGGCUGUGCCUUUUUUUAUAGGUGUUUUGUAUACAUGUACGUUUUCGCAUAGUUUUUAUGUAGCUAGGCUUCCCGUUUGGUACAUAAAAUUAUCGGGCGCUGGAGUCAUUCUUCGCUCUCACAAGUUUCAUAAUCAUUUACUCUGUCUUUUGCGGUUUUGUACCCUUAAACUAUCUUCUCCAAGAACAAUUCCUCUUCAUCCUUUACUUCAAAACAUGGGCAACCUGUAUAUAUGAAAUAAGCGAUGAAAAAUAAGAUGCGCAAAACAUCGGAUCCAGAUGUAAGAGGUUGAAUGGCUCUCGAAAACAUGACGUCACACUUUUCCACUAUGUUGGAACCGGUCGCGUCAGCCAGUUUCCUAUCCAGUCUUUCCAUUAUCCAUGGUAAAAUAAGAUGCAAUUGCUGAAACUAUGGCGACAAUCAGAAUUUAGGUGUCUGAGCAGAAUUACCAAAGUGAAGCAAUUUUUGCGAGCACUGCCGACAGGCAGAAUGAACUAUUUAACGUUCAAGCAGAUUUUAUACUUAGCUUAGCCUACCGUAGCCAAAAUUGUCAGUAAAUCACUUCGCAAACUUUACUAAGUGGCCUCCUGUCCAUUGUCCGAAGAGGGUUACUUAUUAGUUCUACCGUAUAUAGCUGUUCAGCAACUGCGGCGGACUGGCUCUGCAAACAAAGAGGUACUUGGGCUUACACGUUAAAAGCCAGUGUCUGGUCAAGGAGCAGUUAGUCUCUUUCUGUGCAGUUAAUUGUGCGGUUAUUCAUACAGCAAAUAGCCUGUUCAGUCCAGGCGUUCAGAUAGUGGAGUGCGGCGCGAAGUAAGAGAGCGGGAAAGAUAGGCAGAAAGAGAGGGAUUCUCUCCUUCUCUCUCACCCCCUACCCCACCCCCUCGCUGUUUUUCCUGCUCACUUCUCUCGCGCGGCAGUCCCCUUUAUCUUAACGCCUGGAACAGGUUAUAUUGCAAGUAACUCUAGGGCUGUGAUAUUAACAAGUUCAAGCGACUGGGUGAGGCCAAGUUUUUUUUUGCAGACUUCAAUCUAGCGAAAAACUACGCCUGUAAAGUUUUUAAGAAUGUCACUAUUUUCGUCAGUGUUUAGGGUAAAGCUCUGGGGCUUCGGCAUAACAGAAGCGCGCUUGUGGGUGUGAUUACUGAACAGCUCUGAACAAAUGUCGUGACCUUCUUGAAAAUAAUUUCUUGCUUUGGUUCUACAAAAAAUAUAAGGGUUAACGUGUAACGGUUUCUCUGGCCUGUAUCUCAUGGUAAAACUCUCAGCCUAGUCUCUGCUACUAACAAGGACGUUUCAUUUCUCAGUUGACUCUGAAGACUUAUGCGCCGAUCAAUUCGAAACUUAAACAUCCCAAAGUAACCCCCCUGGCAUUUGAACUUUUUAAGGCAUGCCUGGUCAGAUUCUUCUUUUCUCCUGAGCAGAGAUUCCCGCUGGGUAUCCCAUUGUCCCACGCGCGCUUCCUUUUUCUCUCUCCCCAGCUUUCCUACGAUACAAAGAGGCCUUUGCUGAGGAGAGAAAAAUUCUCCUUACAGAUUAGCCCAAGGUAGUGGUCAGAUGCCUCUCCCGAAGAGGAAAUGUUUUGAAAAUAUAUGAUGUGUGGAUUAAUGAAAAGUACAUAUUUCGGAAGUCUUAAAGUAAGUCGGGCUUAUAUCUCCCAGUGAUAAUAUACUUUGUAUUAAAAAAGGGAGGGAAAUUGGGGUCAUGGUAACAAAACUGGAUACGUGUAGCUUUUGAAGUCCUUGUCGAACAAGCCAUUCGUUUACAAAAGAUGUGUCUUAAACUUUAAAGUCUUCCAUCUAAAGAUCGCAUCUAUCGAACUACGUUGUUAGACGCCGGAUCUUAAAAAGAAUUUAGCUUGAGGCUUGGGGUUCAAAUUCACCACCCCCGGGCACAAGUGAUGGUCAAAUGCCCGGGGUUUGCCGGGGAAUGUUAAGGUUUCGAAUUUGUCGGCACAUAAGAUUUCCAGCAACCAAUACGCGCGACAUCUGGAAUGUCAAAGAUCUAGCUGAAAACGGUCUCUAACGCUGGAUGAAGGGUUUGGAUUGGUGAAGAGAAGGACAAGCCAUUGACGGGGUCACCGUUUCAACGGGCUGCGUUGACGGGGCCAAGUGUAAAACCUAAGGGUGCUUGAUCAUGAUCGAUCUAUUCCUAGCCAGCAAAAUCUUGUAUAGCAAAUUAAGAAAUGCAUAAAGCAAGCCUGACUACAGCGCUAUUGGAUUACAUUACUCCCUUUUUCCAAAAAAGGAUGAAUUCAACCUCCCAGCUGUGGAGUCAGCCUUGCCUCUUCAUUUAUCAACUGUUUUAUUUGUCUAUCCACAACGACAACAACUACUAGCAGUUGCUAUUAGAUCUAAGCUAGAUCUAGGUUUUGGAUGUCAUGGAACAUAGAACAACGUGUUGCCGAGCCUCUUUAUUAAUAGAUUUUCUGUCAAAUUUUUUGUAUUUUUUUUUUGCAGGACUGUGUUUUCACCAAAAACUUUUCUGAUACUGCCCUUCAUGUUUACUGGACGGGUGCACUAAGGAUUGCCAGCUGCGAUGGCUGCUGCAAACGUUGGUACUUUACCUUCAAUGGCGCUGAGUGUUCUGCUCCUCUGCCAAUUGACGGAAUUGUCUACAUGGAGACAGGCGGUAAUAAAAAUCUCCAUCGCGUCCGCCAUAUUGAGGGGCACUGUAAUAACAUCCACAAAGGAAAGGUGCGUGUGGGAUUCUGGAUCGACAAUUGCCCCGGAUAUGGAAAUGCUGAUGGCUACACAGGAUACAUCUCAGUGUCCCGUAUUUUUGUUGAAGAGGUUCCUAAAGCUCAAGCUUAA